Molecule: messenger RNA, 1006 nt
Organism: Drosophila serrata
Lineage: Eukaryota; Metazoa; Arthropoda; Insecta; Diptera; Drosophilidae
Product: microfibril-associated glycoprotein 4-like
Source: RefSeq, a predicted model, not a curated record
GCUUGCAGUCAUGUGGCGCUUCGGAAUACUUUUUUGCUUUUUAAUUUUAAAUUCCACAAAAGGACAACAAAAUAAGGCAAUAUGUACUCAACUGAUGAUGUGUGACAAAAUCGAUGAGGUCAAAUCGGAAGUGGCUUCUGUCCGAGAGGAGCAAGAAAACCAGAAAGGGAUUUCGGAAAAUCAAACUUGGAUUUUGGAAAAACAAACAUAUAUUCUGAGACAACAAACACAGAUCUUGCAGCUCCAGACCCAGAUCCUGGAGGGAUUAUCACAGUCUGGAAACCUAUCGUAUCCCUCAAGUUGUGCCGUUGUUUCCAGGGACACCAAGCUCCUGAUCCGCGUGCCUGAGUACAGUGAGGACCCCUUUGAGGUGGCCUGUGAUCAGCGGAAUCACGGUGGUGGCUGGACGAUCGUCCUGCGAAGGAACGAUGGAAGCGAGGACUUCUACCGAGGAUGGGAGGAUUACAAGCAAGGAUUUGGUCAACUGGGCAAUGAAUUCUUCCUGGGACUGGACAGAAUUCAUGCAAUGACUGCAUCAGAGCCACAGGAGUUGCUGGUCCUUCUGGAGGAUCAUGAGGGAGUGAAAGCUUAUGAGUUGUACGAUGACUUUAGAGUCGGAUCGGAGGGUAGCAAUUACACCCUGGAAUCGUUGGGUUUCGCCUCUGGGGAUGCUGGUGAUUCACUCAGAUAUCAACUUGGAAUGAUGUUCAGUACUAAGGAUCGGAAGAAUGACUUGAGAACCGAUGGACAAGAAUGCGCAAUAAUGAGUACAGGUGCCUGGUGGUACAAAAAUUGUCGUCAAAGCAACUUAUGUGGCAAAUAUGGAGAUAAUGAACUAGGAAAGGGAGUAGCCUGGCGAGAUUUCAGGACUCUGUCAUAUUCAUUGAAGCGUGCAGUAAUGAUGAUAAGACCAAAGACUUCGGCACUUAACUAAACUAAUUAAUUACCGUUUUAACUUUCAGCUCUUAAUUUUGUCAAUAUAAUAAAUUAUAUUUGAAUAACAAAA